UGUGUGUAAAAAGUCUGCAAACUUUCUGUAAGGAAAGCAUUGGGUUACUCUGACGUCAGAGCACGUCGUUAAUUAGACAGGUGGGGUGCUGUCCAGGGUGCUGAAUCCUGAGCCAGGUCUUUCCCUGCAGAGCGGUCCGAGCAGCAACAGGUGAGGGUGUGGAGACUUUGGAUCCACCGGAGCCCGUUCAUCUUUCAGGUAGAUUUAAGGAAACCUGAGGUCAUGGACCUGCUUCCGGCCCAGGAGGCCGCCAAGAUCUACCACACCAACUAUGUGAGGAACUCUCGGGCCAUCGGCGUCAUGUGGGCCGUGUUCACCAUCUGCUUCGUGAUCAUCACCAUGGUGGUCUUCAUCCAGCCCUUCUGGAUCGGGGACAGCGUGAACACGCCGCAGGCCGGAUACUUCGGCCUCUUCCACUACUGCAUCGGCAACGCGCUCACCUCGGAGCUCACCUGUAAGGGCAGCGUGCUGGACUUCAGCUCCAUCCCGUCCCCGGCCUUCAGGACCGCCAUGUUCUUCGUGGGGACCUCCAUGCUGCUGAUCGUGGGCACCAUGGUCUGCUUCAGCCUCUUCUUCUUCUGCAACGCCGGCAACGUGUACAAGAUCUGCGCGUGGAUGCAGCUGGCCUCAGGCGUGUUGAUGGUGAUGGGCUGCAUGAUCUACCCGGACGGCUGGGACUCUGAGGAGGUGAAGAGGAUGUGUGGCCAGAGGACAGAUAAGUACAGCCUGGGGAACUGCACGGUGCGCUGGGCCUACAUCCUCGCCAUCAUCAGCAUCCUGGACGCCCUCCUGUUGGCCCUGCUGUCCUUCACCCUCGGCAACCGGCAAGACAAGCUGCUGCCGGAUGACUUUGAGGUGGAGGGAGGAGGAGAUAAUGCCUGAUGGACAACGCUUCAGUGUGAUGCUGAGAAAAUAAAAAAGCAUUCUGAAACACAGCAAUAAAUCUAAUUCUGAGUUUUUGUUUAAAGUUAAAUGUAGCAGCUCUUUGGUAAGAAGUUCAGUUUUGACGACUCGUUCCUAAUAAAGUGAGAGAAACAGG
Messenger RNA from Centropristis striata (black sea bass), 1039 nucleotides. RefSeq names its product LHFPL tetraspan subfamily member 5 protein-like. The record is from RefSeq and is a predicted model, not a curated record. Gene Ontology annotation, cellular component: plasma membrane. Lineage: Eukaryota; Metazoa; Chordata; Actinopteri; Perciformes; Serranidae. Gene Ontology annotation, biological process: sensory perception of sound; detection of mechanical stimulus involved in sensory perception. The transcript has 3 exons. The coding region runs from base 223 to 882 and encodes 219 amino acids.